UCUAACUCCUUGAUCUUGUCAAUGCCGGACACUAGACACGACGCGAGGCAAAGUCUGACCCCCCGGGCACUGCUUAAAUCUCUCAAUCCCUAAUCUUCCUGGAAAGAAGAAGAACCAUGGCAAAUCGACUGUUUUUCCUCGCAUUCUUCCACUUCGCAAUCAUCGUGGGCUUCUCCUCGGGGCUCGACACCGCUAUUCUAGCCGAUCUGCCCACCAGCAAUCUUGCCGGGGCGUGGGCGGAUCUCCUCUCGCUCGUCGACGCACACAAGGGCGAUUCCAAGCCCGCGAUCCAGAAGCUCAAAUCUUACUUCGUGGAUUUCGGCUACCUCGGCAACUCCACUCUCACUGCCGAUCUCUCCUUCGAUGACGCGCUAGAGGCCGCCGUGAGGCUCUACCAGCAGAAUUUCCGCCUCCCGGUCACCGGGAACCUCGAUUCCGCCACAAUCGCCCAGCUCGUCACGCCCAGAUGCGGUGGAAUCGACGUGGAUCCCAGCGGCGUCUCGCAAAUGCUCCAGAAUCUCACCCAUCCCGGCACUUCCCAUUUCGUCAAGCACUACUCCUUCUUCCCAGGAACGCCCAGAUGGGUCUCCAAGCGAUCGCUCACAUACGCAUUCGAUCAAUCCACGACGUCGCUGGCCUCUGGAAUCCCCCUCACUUCUCUCCGGACGGCCUUUAGCAGGGGAUUCCAGCGCUGGGCGAACAUCGUCCCUCUCACAUUCACAGAGACCUCGUCGAUCUCCUCCGCGGACAUCGUCAUCGCCUUCGCGGGCUUCGAUCACGGCGACCGGCAUCCAUUCGAUGGGCAAAUGGGCGUUCUAGCUCACGCAUUCGCGCCCGAGGAUGGGCGAUUCCACCUCGACUCCUCCGAGUCCUGGAGCGUCAAUGUUCGAUCCGCGACGUCGCUGGCCGCGAUCGAUCUGGAAUCCGUGGUGACCCACGAGAUUGGACACCUGAUCGGGCUGGGCCACUCGGGCGAUUCCGCGGCGAUCAUGUUUCCCAGCAUCGCUCCUCGGCAGAUCAAGACAGCGUUUGGACAGGACGAUAUCGACGGCGCACAGGCGCUGUACGGAGCCAAUCCAAACUUCGUGCCGGGCUCGACCGCCGGUACGGACUCAAACGUCCAGAGUUCGAGCUCGUGGAAGGCCACGUUUUCUUGUUGGCAUUUGCUUGUCCUCCUUGUCCUUGCCAAGAUUCUUUUAUAGCAAUAGAAAGAUUCUUUCCGGGUUUGAUGAUUCUAGGGCUCC
Molecule: messenger RNA, 1244 nt
Organism: Selaginella moellendorffii
Lineage: Eukaryota; Viridiplantae; Streptophyta; Lycopodiopsida; Selaginellales; Selaginellaceae
Product: metalloendoproteinase 3-MMP
Exons: 1
Coding region: 117-1202 (361 amino acids)
Biological process (GO): collagen catabolic process; extracellular matrix organization; proteolysis
Cellular component (GO): extracellular matrix
Molecular function (GO): metalloendopeptidase activity; zinc ion binding
Source: RefSeq, a predicted model, not a curated record